AUGUCCACUUCCUCCCGUCCCGUCUCGGCAAUGGGAAAUCUCGGGGGCAGUAGACCUACCACUCCUUCAUAUUCUAGACCGGGGACUCCAUCAGCGGGAUAUGCGAGGGUGGAAGCGUAUACUGGAACCAUCAGCGUUUCUAUUCGUCCCAAUCCGAAAAGUGUGACUAAUGAAUCAGGACAUAAUUGGGAGAUUGAUUCUCGGGAGAAUACGAUUCGGAAUACGUCUGAUGGGACUUGUUUCCCAUUUGAUAAUGUAUUUGACGCCAAUGAAGAAUUGACGAAUAAACAUGUCUAUGAUAGGUGUUGUUAUGGUGUGGUUGAAAAAGUUUUGAAUGAGGGAUAUAAUGGGACUGUGUUUGCGUAUGGGAUGACAGGAUCGGGGAAGACGUUUAGUAUAAAAGGUGUAGAAGGUGAUCCUGGGUUUGUUGAGCUUGCGAUUAAUGAUAUUUUUGAAAAGAUUGAUAAUGGGGAUGGGAAUGGGUUGAUGAAGUAUGAUAUUGGGGUUUCUUAUCUUGAGAUAUAUAAUGAGAAGAUUAUUGAUUUAUUAAAUUCGAAUGCGGGGACAGGGGGGCCGCCCACGGGAGAAUUGAAGAUUAGAGAUGAUCCUGAAUUUGGGAUUAAGGUGAUUGGAUUAAGUUCACCUAGUAUAACUUCGAAAUCUCAAUUAUUGGAACUUAUAAGAAAGGGAGAUUUAAAUAGAAAAACCUCCGCUACUGAUUUCAACGCCAGAUCAUCACGGUCUCAUUCAAUUCUUCAAAUUAAAAUAACUUCCACUAGUUUGAUUUCAAAUACAUCCACAAAGGCAACAUUAUCAUUAUGUGAUUUAGCAGGGUCAGAAAGAGCUUCAACAAGUGUGGAAAGACGGAAAGAGGGUUCAUAUAUUAAUAAAUCAUUACUUGCGUUGUCGAAUGUUAUCAAUAGAUUGUCAUCUUCAAGUUUAGAACAUGUACCUUAUCGUGAUUCGAAAUUAACGAGAAUAUUACAACCGGCCUUAAGUGGAUCUUCAUUAGUGCUGAUUUUGUGUACUAUUCAUAUGGGAAAUAUGUCAGGAGAGACAUAUAAGACAUUGAGAUUUGCUGCUCGUGCGAAAGAUAUUGUGAUUAGUGUUGAGAGGAAUAAGAGUACUAGAGUGAAUGGUGGUGCUGAUGCUAAGAUGAUAAUGGAAUUACAACAGGUGAUUAACCAACAAAGACAAGAACUUGAUGUAUUAAGACAUUCCCAAAGGAGUAUUAGUGAGGGUGGAGGUGACAGCUAUAGGGUUAAUGAAUUAGAAGCAGAAAAUAAAACAUUAAGAGAAAAGAUUGAUCAUUUAACUAGAUUAACUGAUUUAUCCCAAACUGAGACAAUAAUAGUUAAGAAUGAUGUAUUGAAUGAUAUAUUAGGAUCAAGUGGAUUAGAUAAUCCUCAAAUUGUUAUGGCAAAUAUUGAAGAUUUUUAUAAACGAGUUCAAUAUGAAGUUAAUGAAUAUAGAAGUUAUAUUUCUCAAUUAGAAAAUCAAUUAAAAUUAACUCAUCAAAUGAAUAAUUUGACUGAGAAUUCAACUAAUAAUCUUGGAAAUGAUGAAAUACAACAAUUAUUAACCGAUCAAGAAGAAGAGAUAUAUCAAUUAAAAGAACAAUUGAAGGAUAAAGAUCAAAUUAUUAAAGGAUUAUCUAAAACAUCAAGAUUAAGACAAUUAGUUGAUUCUUCUAAUAUUAUGAAUCAUCAUCAUCAUAAUCAUAAUAAUAAUUAUGAUACUAGUAUGAUUGAUUCAAAGAGAAGUAGUAAUUUAUUUUCAAGAGUAAUGAUUGAUAAAGAAAAUAUUGAACCUGAAUUACGAGAAUUUAAAAUAAGUCCAAAGAAAUCAAAACCGGUUAAAGAUAAUAUUUUAAUGAAUAAUACAUCCAAUAAUAUUAUGAUAUAA
Messenger RNA from Hemisphaericaspora subhashii, 1905 nucleotides. It is a transcript of the gene KIP2, whose product is annotated as Kip2p. Gene Ontology annotation, molecular function: microtubule motor activity; microtubule binding; ATP binding. The record is from RefSeq and is a predicted model, not a curated record. The transcript has a single exon. Lineage: Eukaryota; Fungi; Ascomycota; Pichiomycetes; Serinales; Debaryomycetaceae. The coding region runs from base 1 to 1905 and encodes 634 amino acids. Gene Ontology annotation, biological process: microtubule-based movement.